This is a messenger RNA of Parnassius apollo (apollo), 462 nucleotides long. The record is from the annotation of a GenBank genome assembly. Lineage: Eukaryota; Metazoa; Arthropoda; Insecta; Lepidoptera; Papilionidae.
AUGGCGAGAAAUAAAAGACCAAAGACAGCAGAAGAAAUACGUAAACAAAAGAGAGAAUGCGAACGAAGACGAAGAGCUCGUAUUAAAGCUGACCCAGACUUGUAUGAAGCUAGUAAAAAAAUAGAUAACCAGCGUUAUGCAGAAAAACGACGCAAAAAACAGGUAAAACUAGUGUCCGAAAUGACUCCGAGAGAACGGCGUGCUAAGCAACGUGAAUGGCGAGAACGUAAAGCUAGGAGUAGACAGAAUAAAAAACGCGACUACUACAAAAUUUGCGAGAGAAUACUCCGGAUUCCAUUGCUGAUGACCAAAACGUGGCGAGCCCUUAUUUUCAACAAAAUGCGUCUUCCCUUUCUCAACCUUUGUCUCCUGCUUCUUCAAUUUCCAGAAGGUCGUUUGUUAGUCCUGGAUCGUCGUUCUCCAGAGAAGAAUGUCACACACCUUCUCAUAGCUCUAAUAUAA